CUGUUUGUUGUCUGAACUCACUUUUGUCGUCGCUUGAAUUUUCAGCGUGCUUUCGUCUACCUUACUUGCUCUGUUUUUUCCUUCUUCAUGACAGCUCUGUUUCCUUAUUUUCUCUUUCAACACCUUACCACAUAAAAAUGGGGUUAAGCAAGUGUGGUAAGGUGUUUUCUCUUUCGUUAUUGGAAAGAUGGGUUCUUCCAAUUAUACAUAGAUCCUCAUCCUAUAUCAUCCUCGGAUUCUUGUUCUUGACUUUGUACACAACAACGGUGGCGCAGAAACGGCAGAGCGUUAGAUUAUAUAAAUAUGGGGAAGAUCUUGAAAUCUAAGACUUCAUGGCCGAGAACCGUCGUCAGGAAAUGGCUAAACUUACGUAGCGGAGCUUACGAGUUUCACUCCGAUUACCCAGUCAAAGGGAAGAUGGAGCCAACUCAGUCGAGAAGAAAAAGUUGCUCCGAUGGUGAUUACUACAUGAUCGUGCCGGAAAAGUUUCCAGGUUGGCUGGGCCAAGCAAAUGGGGAUUUAAGACAAUCAACCGGUGAACAAUAUGUGGCACGUGUCGAUGACAAACUUGAUCUGAAAAUGUUCGUCGGGACAUGGAACGUGGGAGGGAAGUCACCACAUGAUGGAUUAGACUUAAAAGACUGGUUUCAGUCUCCCGCAGAUGCCGACAUUUACGUGCUAGGAUUUCAAGAAAUCGUGCCGCUAAAUGCUGGUAACGUACUUGGAGCCGAGGAUAAUGGCCCUGCGGCUAAGUGGCUGUCUCUUAUCCGAGAAGCCUUGAACAAUAACAACAACUUAUCACAAAAUGACCUUGAACUUUCUAAAAACCAUAGAACCUCCUUUGAGCUUACGAAAUCAUCACAACAGCCCCGUCUCAGCUUCUCCAAUCUCCCAGACGAUAACCCACUUGCAUGCAACUCAACUCCACCUCAAGGCUAUUCCCUUGCAGCGAGUAAACAGAUGGUGGGGAUCUUUUUGUGUGUGUGGGUUAGAGAUGAUCUCAGGAAACGUAUUACUAACCUCAAGGUUUCAUGCGUUGGUCGUGGCAUCAUGGGAUAUCUUGGAAACAAGGGCUCGAUAUCCAUAAGCAUGUCAGUGCAUGAGACGAGUCUAUGCUUUGUUUGUACGCAUCUUACGUCUGGAGAAAAAGAAGGCGAUGAGGUCAGAAGAAACUUAGAUUUCACCGAGAUAUUAAAGAGGACAAGAUUUUCGCGUUCUUCUAAAGAUUCUCGACCCGAAACGAUUAUGGACCAUGAUAAAGUAAUAUGGCUCGGAGACUUGAAUUAUCGGCUAAGGGCCAGCAGUGACGUGCAUGAACAGCUUAGCAAUAAUGAUUGGGAAGCACUUCUAGAGAAAGAUCAGCUUAAGAUAGAACAAAGAGCUGGUAGAGUUUUCCAAGGAUGGGAAGAAGGAAGGAUUUAUUUUGCACCAACAUAUAAGUACCUUAUAAAUUCUGAUAGAUACGUUGCCCAAACCGAAAAAUCAAAAGAAAAACGAAGAACACCAGCUUGGUGUGAUCGAAUAUUGUGGAAAGGUGAUGGGAUGAAACAAAUAUGGUACACAAGGGGAGAGUCGCGAUUCUCGGACCAUAGACCGGUUCAAUCUAUAUUCUCGUUUCAUAUUGAUUUAACCGUGACGAAUCAAUUAAAGUGUAAAAGUAAACCGAUCAGUAACCAUCGUCCCAACCCGGUCUUGACAUAUACAUGCCACGGGAAAGUCCAGGCGGAAGAGAUAUUGUUGCUCACACGAGCACAAAGUUGUAUAGACACACAACCUAGACUCAUAUCAUCUGUUUCUUGAUUUAUUACCUAGUUAGUUUCUGGAUG
This is a messenger RNA of Raphanus sativus (radish), 1826 nucleotides long. Its product is annotated as type I inositol polyphosphate 5-phosphatase 8. Gene Ontology annotation, biological process: phosphatidylinositol dephosphorylation. Lineage: Eukaryota; Viridiplantae; Streptophyta; Magnoliopsida; Brassicales; Brassicaceae. The record is from RefSeq and is a predicted model, not a curated record. Bases 304 to 1800 code for a protein of 498 amino acids. The transcript is spliced from 11 exons. Gene Ontology annotation, molecular function: inositol-polyphosphate 5-phosphatase activity; phosphatidylinositol-3,4,5-trisphosphate 5-phosphatase activity; phosphatidylinositol-4,5-bisphosphate 5-phosphatase activity.